Molecule: messenger RNA, 1173 nt
Organism: Bolinopsis microptera
Lineage: Eukaryota; Metazoa; Ctenophora; Tentaculata; Lobata; Bolinopsidae
Product: bifunctional peptidase and arginyl-hydroxylase JMJD5-like
Exons: 4
Coding region: 3-1127 (374 amino acids)
Molecular function (GO): 2-oxoglutarate-dependent dioxygenase activity; calcium ion binding
Source: RefSeq, a predicted model, not a curated record
GCAUGGAAAACAUUCUUAUCAAUCUUUUUAUCAUAAUUUUGGCUGUACAAGCCGAUUACAUUGGACUGCAGUCAGGACCUCAGAAAAGUGUUGAUGUCUUUGACACCUUCAUUCCUCCAGAUCAGUUUUUUACUAAAUAUGUUAUUCCCGGAACUCCUGUAUUAUUCAGAGGAGCUGCAAAGACUUUUCCUGCAUUCACAAAAUGGACAGAUGAAUAUUUUCAAUCCUUACCAGAAUCAGAUACGUUUACUGUAUUUGCUGAGGAAGGAAAAAAAGAAAACAGAAAUGAUGGAUCAAAACAUCUCACAUUUUCAGAAUUCUUGAACGUUUAUAAAGAAGAAGACAUCUAUUAUGUAAAUCCAGUACCCCCAUUUUUGGCAUCAGAUAUUCCUUUGCACCUUCCAUUAAAUUGUCCCUUUGUUGUAAAUAACCUUCUUGCGGAUAAUGUCAUGUGGUUUAGUAGUGGGGGAACAAAAAGUGUCUGGCACAAUGAUGCAUAUGAAAAUAUAAAUUGUCUCAUGAGAGGUAAAAAAUGGUUCAUCAUGGCUAAUAGAAGUGAAACUCACCAGAAAGCUCACAUUGAUAAUCGAGAGGGUUUCUAUAGUUCAGUUGAUGUUGAAAAUGUGGAUACAGAUAAGUAUCCAGGCUUUAAAGACAUACAAUUCUACAAUGUUUCCAUGGAAGCUGGGGAUUGCUUGUACAUUCCUUGGUUUUGGUUCCAUCAUGUAAACUCCAUUGGCAGUAACCUGGCUGUCAACAUCUGGUGGAGGUCCUACAGAUCACCAUUGGUGUGCGAGGAUAAAACCCAGCUCACAUUGGAUCAAUUGCACUUUAGAGAUGGUGAUGAAAAUGAUGACGGAGAUAUGCCUCUGAGUGAAGCUGCACAUCAGAUGAUCUACAUGCACGACAGAAUGUACACUGAGGAAACUAUAGAUUGGCCCGGAUUUCUGGAGUGUGUUGGACCAGCUUUAGACGAAAGAGGGAUGCAUCAUAUUACAGACGCGGAUAUCAGAAGAUUGUUCAAGCUGCUGGACUCAGACGAGGAUGAACUUCUCAACUACGUUGAAAUCGACAAUAUUUUAACUGUUUUCCCAAAGUUUUUGCGUCAGUUCAAAGAUGAAUUGUAAAUACAAAUAAACUUUUCAAUAUUAUGUAUCUUUGCUACGGAUUCAA